AUGGACAAACACAAUCUAACAGUGCUGAAUGAAUUCAUUCUGACGGGAAUCACAGACCGCCCAGAGCUGCAGGCUCCAUUGUUCGCGCUGUUCCUUAUCAUCUACAUGAUCUCAAUGGUGGGCAACUUGGGCAUCAUCAUCCUCACCAAGAUAGACUCUACUCUACAAACACCCAUGUACUUUUUUCUCAGAUACAUGGCUGUCACUGAUCUUGGUUAUUCAACAACUGAGGGACCUAAAAUGCUAGUCUAUUUUUUUGUGGAUGAAAAUACAAUCUCCUAUUAUUUUUGUGCUACACGGCUAGCUUUCUUUGUCUUGUUCAUAAAUAGUGAACUAUUUAUUCUGUCAGCAAUGUCCUACGAUCACUAUGUGGCCAUCUGUAACCUUCUUCUCUACACAGUCAUCAUGUCACAAAGGUUGUGCCUGGUGCUGGUGGCAAUCCUCUAUAUUUAUUGCAUGUUUGUUUCACUUCUCAUCACCAUAAAGAUUUUUAACUUAUCCUUCUGUGGCUACAACGUAAUCAGUCAUUUCUACUGUGACAUUAACCCCUUAUUAUAUUUGCUCUGCUCAAGCACACGUGAAAUUCAAUUGGUCAUUCUCAUCUUAAAAAAAAAGAAUUCUCAUCUUAGCCUCUAUUAA
Molecule: messenger RNA, 639 nt
Organism: Loxodonta africana (African savanna elephant)
Lineage: Eukaryota; Metazoa; Chordata; Mammalia; Proboscidea; Elephantidae
Product: olfactory receptor 8K3-like
Exons: 1
Coding region: 1-639 (212 amino acids)
Biological process (GO): sensory perception of smell; G protein-coupled receptor signaling pathway
Cellular component (GO): membrane
Molecular function (GO): G protein-coupled receptor activity; odorant binding; olfactory receptor activity
Source: RefSeq, a predicted model, not a curated record